This is a messenger RNA of Trematomus bernacchii (emerald rockcod), 1045 nucleotides long. It is a transcript of the gene il17a/f1, whose product is annotated as interleukin 17a/f1. The transcript is spliced from 3 exons. The record is from RefSeq and is a predicted model, not a curated record. Bases 91 to 591 code for a protein of 166 amino acids. Gene Ontology annotation, biological process: inflammatory response. Gene Ontology annotation, cellular component: extracellular region. Gene Ontology annotation, molecular function: cytokine activity. Lineage: Eukaryota; Metazoa; Chordata; Actinopteri; Perciformes; Nototheniidae.
UACCUUCAAGUGAGAAAGCCAGCGAGCAUCAGGUGCAGAAGAUCAAACAUUCACAUCUGAAUAUCGGCAAAGAAGAGACCAAACGUCAGGAUGUCUUCAGCAAAUAACUCCUCCAAAGUCACGCUUUUCUGUGUGGUGGCGAUGAUGAUGAUGAAGAUGAUGAUGGUGGAGGCAGCAGCAACGCCCAAAGCAGGCGGCCAAUCAAAACACCCGAAGACCCACACCGAGGCCCCUGGUGGUGCGGAGGCAGAAAUGAUCCCGCUGCAAAUCGACAACAAGUUCUUGAAACAUUACAGAAGUGUUCGGCCGCUGCAGAACGCCUCCAUCUCCCCGUGGACCAACAACAUAACUAACGAUGCCACCCUCGUGCCUCCCUUCCUGUCCGAGGCUCGCUGUCUUCUGCGCGGCUGCCUGGAUUUGGACGGUGUCGAGGACUUGAACCUGGAAUCCCGACCCAUAAUGCACCAGGUGAUGCUGCUGCGGCGCGUCAAAUCUAAGGGGGCGGAGCCUGGGUACCACUACAGGCUGGAGUCCCGCCUCCUCGCCGUGGGAUGCACCUGCGUCCGGCCCACCGUCCAGUACCAGGACUGAAUCAGAAUGGACAAACCAGGAAAAAACAUCUCUAUUUAUCUGACUUUAAAUUGGUUUAAAUUAUGGUUUUGUAUUAUUUAUGUUUUAUAGGUAGAACUUAUAUCUACAGCUCGAGUCAUAUAUUAGCUUUAUAGCCCAACAUUAGCCACCUUUAGCUUAGCGGUGGUGACGUGAAGUUAUGUGACCGUGCUGCACCUAUUACCAGAUAACACAUCAUUUCCCUAAUUUAAAUGUCUAUUUGUUCUUUAAUAAUCUGCUUAUUUUCCAUAUGUAUUUAUAUUCUAACUACAGUCCGGAGCUGGAGUUUAAAAGCGCUCAGUUUAUCAUUGGAUGUGUUUCGUAUAUGAUGUUUAUUUAUAGGUGUAGUUUAUUUAAAAUUAAUAUUUAACUUGGAGGUAUUUAUUGGAGGUUUCGUAUUACUGUUAAUGUAUUUAUUUGACUCAAUAAAAACAAA